CUAAAGAAGACGAAUUUGACCUGUUAUUGAAGCGGCUAAGCUAGUUCGCUAACUGCUCUGCCGCACCGUGAUGUGCUUUAAAUAUGUCUACAGCUUCUAAAGUUGUUCUCGGAGUGUCGGUGGUCCUGACAGUCAGCACGGUAGUGGGAGUUCACCUUAAGCAGAACUGGGACCGGCAGAGGCUGCGCGAGGGAGUUCUGCGAGACGUGGAGCGCUUAGAGCGGAAGCGUGAGAACCUGCGGGUGCUCGAGGAGCAGAUCCAGCUGACCAGAGAGCUUGUGGCCGAACGAGCGCAUCAGGAAGCCGAGGCGGCCAGAGGGUCCUGAAGAGCCCACCUGAGCAGAAGGAGGCAUGGACAGCGGGGACCAGAGGGGCCUGCCAGGGCAGGAUGAGGAGGCCAUGUGCACAUCCGCCUCGGAAGGCUUGGAGGAGGGGGAAGUGGAGGGGGAAACUCUCUUGAUUGUGGAGUCAGAAGACCAAGCAUCGGUGGACCUUUCUCACGACCAGAGUGGCG
Molecule: messenger RNA, 514 nt
Organism: Colossoma macropomum (tambaqui)
Lineage: Eukaryota; Metazoa; Chordata; Actinopteri; Characiformes; Serrasalmidae
Gene: pet117
Product: protein PET117 homolog, mitochondrial
Exons: 3
Coding region: 84-326 (80 amino acids)
Biological process (GO): mitochondrial respiratory chain complex IV assembly
Cellular component (GO): mitochondrion
Source: RefSeq, a predicted model, not a curated record